AUGGAAUACGAAGACCUAUCCUCCCCUCGAAGCAGCGUUAAGCUAUCAAAUCAAUCACAAUGGCAGGCCUGGAUCAGGAAUAUUAAAUACGACUGUGAAGGACUACAAAUUUGGGGAAUUUGUGAUCCAGACGGUGAUGAGACGCCUAUGGAUCCCCCUAUACAACCAACGGAAGAUGAUGCUCUAGCAUUGACCACCCCUGGACAGAAGUGGGCUGGAACACAGGUCUAUCAGGUCUAUCAAGUCUAUCAGAUGAUGAUGACUAGAUACAAUGCAGAGAGGUCUAAAUUCGACAAUCAGACCAAAGGCCUUUAUCAGAUCAGGAAGAAAAUCAAUUUUACCCUAGAUCCCAGCUUCCAUAAUGAACUCUUACAAUUAGAGAGUGUACGCGAGCAAUUGAGGGCAAUUCGAGCCCGAUUUCCGCCUAAAUUGGACCCAUAUUACGUGAAGAGCAUCAGGAAGCAAUGGCUAGACAUUACAAAGGGUCCGGCGAAGGGCAUCGAUAUGUUAAAAUGGCUCCGUCAAUGGGAGACCUUGAAACCUGAAAUUAUUGAGGCAGGUUGGACUACAGUUCAGGAUUCAGCCCGUUUAGAAUUUCUUGAAGCUAUUCAAACAAUCGCACCCGAGUUCUACGACCAAUGGGACCAUGAGUUCACAGUCAACGACAAGCAGACUACUUUCGAAGAGCUAGUCACCUAUUUCAGGGGCUAUUGGAGCCAAAAGUCAUUACAAAACUCCGCGGCAUCGACUACCGACGAGACUGGCAAUAGACAUACAGACUUCACAAGGCAAUGCCCAUGUGGCAGGAAAUUUCAUAGGCCUUGGAUGUGCUAUACUUUGAACCCAAAGGCUCGCUCACAAGGCUAUACGGUCAAUAAGGAAGCAGAAAAACGGACGAAUGAUGAGGUUGAUCAGGAUCCUGAUUACCGAAAGUGGCUUGAUGAAAAGAUCAAGGCAUAUAAUGAUGCAAAGGCCAAUAAUUCAAAGGCCAAUGAUCCAAAGCCUAUGGAUCAGGAAGACGACCAGGUCUUGUAUACCGGCGCUACUUUCUUCUAG
Molecule: messenger RNA, 1056 nt
Organism: Penicillium lagena
Lineage: Eukaryota; Fungi; Ascomycota; Eurotiomycetes; Eurotiales; Aspergillaceae
Exons: 1
Coding region: 1-1056 (351 amino acids)
Source: RefSeq, a predicted model, not a curated record